AGAGGCUGCGCGGCCGGCGCUGUGGGCGGGUCCGGGAGGGGUUGCUGGGUCUGAGGGCCCGGGAGAGGUGGCUGAGGCCGCUUGAUUCACCUUCCCUUCGCUCUCCUUUUCGCCACCUGCCUCCCGGAGCAACAUGGGGCCCUCGCCACGCACCCUGGAGCUCUUCUAUGAUGUGCUAUCCCCCUACUCCUGGCUGGGCUUCGAGGUCCUGUGCAGGUAUCGGAACAUCUGGAACAUCAAGCUGCAGUUUCGGCCCACCUAUAUUGCAGGGAUCAUGAAAGACAGCGGAAACAAGCCACCAGCUAUGGUUCCUCGAAAAGCUCAGUACAUGGCAAAUGACCUUAGACGCCUGAAAGAGCAUUUCCAGGUCCCCCUCAGAUUUCCCAAGGAUUUCAACUCUGCGGUUCUCGAAAAAGGAAGUUUGUCUGCCAUGCGGUUCCUCACUGCCGUGAACAUGGAACACCCCGAGAGCCUGGAAAAGGUGUCCAGGGAGCUAUGGAUGCGCAUCUGGUCACAGAAUAACAAUACUGCCUUUCCUCAUUGUCGUUUCCCUGUCUUUGCUACUCCCUUUCUGCUGAGCGUCCUCCUUUCCCAGGAUGAAGACAUCGUGGAGUCCCAGAGCAUCCUGGCUGCAGCGCAGAAGGCUGGUUUAUCUGCAGAGAAAGCCCAAGGCCUUCUGGAGAAGAGCUCCACAGCACAAGUGAAGAAUCAGCUCAAGGAGACCACUGAGGCAGCCUGCAAAUAUGGGGCCUUCGGGUUGCCCAUCACUGUGGUCCACGUGGAUCGCCAGACGCACAUGUUAUUUGGCUCUGACCGAAUGGAAUUGCUAGCGUACUUGCUAGGAGAGAAGUGGAUGGGCCCUGUGCCUCCCACCCUGAAUGCCAAACUUUAGAACUCCCUGGCAGAAGCAAGCUGUUGAUGUAAACAAGCGGCCAUCUGCUCCAGGUCCCCAAAUUUAUCAACUUGAUAGGGGGUGUCCCUUGUGGCCCUGGGGGAUGUCUCCCUCCUGUCUGUCUCCAGGGAUGCCCUGGAAGGGGUCCGUCAUUAGCUGUGGUUGCCUUUACAUCUGAGCUCCACAAGUGCCUUAUGGAGAACCCCAAAUUCUUCUUUUCCACAAAAUAAACCUAAUGCCAUUAGCCAAAACA
Messenger RNA from Heterocephalus glaber (naked mole-rat), 1145 nucleotides. It is a transcript of the gene Gstk1, whose product is annotated as glutathione S-transferase kappa 1. Gene Ontology annotation, molecular function: glutathione transferase activity; glutathione peroxidase activity. Gene Ontology annotation, biological process: glutathione metabolic process. The record is from RefSeq and is a predicted model, not a curated record. Gene Ontology annotation, cellular component: mitochondrion; peroxisome. NCBI's taxonomy places the organism in Eukaryota, Metazoa, Chordata, Mammalia, Rodentia, Bathyergidae.